GGAAAAGGCAUUUUAUGACUGUGCACUGCUACAGUGAGGACCUUGCCUGUGACUUGUGAUUGCAACAUAAGCUAAGACGCAGUGUUGGAUUAUGGAAGGGAACUUGAUGUACCUGCUGGACGAGGGGAACUCUGAAAAUGUGUCGGUGGGUUACAUGUCAUCAACAUCUAACUCCUCUGCAGCCUAUGAAUAUGGCUUCUACCCAGAACUGGACGUCAGCUGUGAUCUUGAAAAUAUUCUACCAUUUGCAUCUACCUUUUUUCCAGUGCUGUACUCCCUGCUCUUUGUUACUGGUCUCGUGGGAAAUGCUUUGGUCGUUUGGGUCCUAACAGUCUUCAAGAAAGUCAGGGCCAUGACUGACGUGUAUCUGUUGAACCUCGCCAUCUCUGACCUCCUCUUUGUUUUCUCCCUCCCCUUCUUGGUUCAAUACUCCAUCAGGAGACAAUGGACUUUUGGAAAUGCGAUGUGUAAAAUCAUCAGCUCAGCUUACUUUAUUGGUUUCUACAGCAGUGCCUUCUUCAUAACCAUCAUGAGCAUCGACAGGUACUUGGCCAUUGUCCGGUCUGUCUACGCUCUACAGGUUCGGACAACUGCCUAUGGGGUUAUUACCAGCCUGGUCCUUUGGGCAGUUGCCAUUUUAGCGUCAGCACCAGACCUAAUUUUUUUCCAGGAAAUGAAUGACAAUAACCAGACUAAGUGCAUCCCUCACUAUCCUGACAGCAGCAACGGCUGGAAGACUUUGAGUAAUUUUGAAGUCAAUGUCCUGGGGUGGCUGAUUCCGGUUGGUGUCCUCAUUUUCUGCUACUACAGCAUCUUGAAAAACCUUCAGAAGUGCCAUACUCAAAACAAGUACAAAGCAAUGAAACUGGUUUUUAUUGUUGUCAUUGUGUUCUUCCUCUUCUGGACCCCCGUGAACAUUGUGCUUUUUAUGGACUCUCUGAGGAACAUGUAUAUCAUUGACGACUGCCAGACAAGCCAAAGGCUAGACUUAGCCAUGGAGCUGGCUGAGGCGUUGUCCUUCAUCCACUGCUGCCUCAACCCAGUCAUCUACGCCUUUGUGGGUGAGAAGUUCAAGAAGCAUCUUUGUGAAGCUUUCAGAAAAUACACACGUUUUCUGUUGGUCUGCAAAGACUACAGUGCUUUUGAUGGUCGCAGUCUGGACAAGCAUUCCUCUCUGCACGUGACGUCUUCACAGUCGUCUUUUGUUGGCAGUGUCUUGUAGAGCUAUGAGUCAAAAACUUUCAUCCUGAACAGGUGACCUGAAGUUGAGAAAUUGUCCCAGCAGGGCAUCCACAAGGAUGCACUGUUUGGGCAGCCUUUUAGGACAGGAAUCACAGAAUCAUAGAAUGAUUUGGGUUGGAAGGGACCUUAAAGAUCAUCUAGUUCCAACCUCCCUGCCAUGGGCAGGGACACCUCUCACUAGACCAGGUUGCUCAAAGCCCCAUCCAGCCUGGUCUCGAACAUUUCCAGGGAUGGGGCAUCCACAGCUUCCCUGGGCAACCUGUUCCAGUGCCUCACCACCCUGAUAGUGAAAAAUUUCUUCCUGGUAUCUAAUCUAAAACUACCCUCUUCCACUUUGAAGCCAUUACCACUCAUCCUGUCACUACAGGAAAAGUGGAAGCAGCUGCUUGAGCAUGCUUUUAUCAUGGUUGCUUUGGCGUUCUUACUUUUUAGGAUCUUUUUUAGCAUCUCCCUCCCUUUCCCUUGUCACGUCCUGCCCUGCCUGCUUUGUGAAAGGGAGGCCGAAACUACCAUCAGAUGCCCACACUAUCUGAGCAGCAUGGAGAGGUGCCUUAGAAACAUUUCUUCCCCCACCUCAGAUACCAUACUGAAAGGAACUGUUUGUUUCUGAACUCAAGAGACUUGGCUGCUCCUUCCCUUGUCUCAGUAGAGUGGAUUGGCUUCAUAGGCAGGGAUGGAGCUCACAGCAAGAGCGGGAACCCACUCUUUGGAGGGAAUUGGUGCCCAAGUUUAAGGCAUCCUGCCUGGCUCCCAGUUGACAGAUUUGAAUGAGGUUUCCAGCCCGGAAAGGGUUUAGUGAGCGAAUAACUAGAUAAGCAACAAAGAAAUAAAUGCUAUGCAUGUGUUUUGUUGAAAUCAACAUAGAGGAAUAUCUAGGUAUGAUCCUGACUCCCUAUCUGCUACCAGGGCCUUCCUGGGCUGGAAGGGUUUGGAAGCUGUAGCCUAUAAAUUACACUGUGGGUGUCAAGAAAAAAUCCGUAUGGGACGAAAUGAGUGGCCUAGGGAUGAGCAGGGAAAUAGCUACCAAGAAACUUUUUCCACUGAAGAGCGGAAAAAAUACUGUGUGUGAAUCAUUUACCAAAGCUUCCUGUGGACCCACUGGCUGGUGAGCCACAGGCCAGAGCGGUGGCUGCUCUCAGCAGAGCCGCUGGCCAAGGGGCUGGUUGUUCUGCAGAUGUCCAAAACAGGAUGGAGAGAGGCACAAACAAGGGUAGUACACCAUGCAUCCUGUAACACAGGUGGUAGCUAAAGCAGACAGCACCGGCUGGUUUGAGUGGCCAGAGGCUCUAGAGAUGCCUAAAACCCAGAUGACACUCACACUUCCCCAUGAGGGAAAUUUUUGAACGCUUUAAGCAACCGAUGUGCCGGUAUCGUCACUGCUCUCGAGCGUGUGACUGGGGUUGACCUCCCAGUUACUGUUCCAACUUGGAUUUAUAUCUGAAUGG
Messenger RNA from Chroicocephalus ridibundus (black-headed gull), 2687 nucleotides. RefSeq names its product C-C chemokine receptor type 8-like. Lineage: Eukaryota; Metazoa; Chordata; Aves; Charadriiformes; Laridae. Gene Ontology annotation, cellular component: membrane; external side of plasma membrane. The transcript has 3 exons. Gene Ontology annotation, molecular function: C-C chemokine binding; C-C chemokine receptor activity. The record is from RefSeq and is a predicted model, not a curated record. Gene Ontology annotation, biological process: positive regulation of cytosolic calcium ion concentration; cell chemotaxis; calcium-mediated signaling. The coding region runs from base 92 to 1222 and encodes 376 amino acids.